UUACAGGGUUGCACAAAAACUUCUCAAACACGAAAGUUAGACUUCCACACAGAGAGAGAGACCGUGGAUUUUUGGUCCGAAGGAAAGACUUUUCACGAACUCCCUCCGUCUCUUCUCAACUUCGAGUUAGUGGGGAGCCUUCUGAUCUUCUGCAAGGAUGGUAUUCAUGGUUGCAACCUGAAUUAUGUUGGUUUAAGUCCUCUCAUAGUUUGGUUACAGCCAUAUUAUCAUAACAACAUGACUGGUCCCUUGUCGACUAAAGUACGACUGGUCAGAUGUCCUAAAUGCCGUCAGGUUCUCCAAGAGUCGGCAAACGUUCCCGUGUACAGGUGUGGAGGAUGCGACACAGUUCUCCAAGCCAAAAAACGCAAAAAUGACUCCAAGGAUACAGAUUUGCACAUACCAGACCCGAAUAUGGUGAAGAAAAACGAGUUAGAUCAGGAUUCUGAAGGCAAAGCAGCUCAAAGCUUAAGUAAAGACGACAAAGAAGCUCCAACCUUAAGUAAAGAGGAAACGCUUUCUUCCUCAGGAGAACUGGCAUUGGACAAAAACAAUGGGAAUGAUGAUAAGGAAACUGAGGAUAACAACAUGAAUCAGUCUGGUCUCGCACCCCACAGAAAUGAAGAGUCGUCGCCAGAUACAGGAGUCGAUCAAGACAAUACAAUACAAUACAAUGGAGGGGAUCCAAAUGUACCUGUACAAAGCAAUGGAAAGCAAAUUGGAGGUGUAAACAUAUUGGAUGAAGUUGCCUCACCAAAAGAGCCUAAUCAUCACAAGGGUGCCGAAAGUGAAGUGGAUAAACGUAGGAAUUGUUUGGAAGAAGAAAAUGGGGGUGUAAACUUUACAGAUGAAGUUGCUCCAUCAACUGAGCUUAACCAUCUUGGCAGUGGGGAAUCAUCAUCAGUUGCUGGAGCUCAUAGUGAAGUGGAUGAAAAUAAGAAUUGUUUGGAAGUAGAUGAAGGAAGGAAUCAAAAUGAAUAUGGGAUUUGCAAUGGGAAGCAGACUGGAGGUGUAAACAUUUACGAUGAAGUUGUUUCAUCAACUGAGCUUAACGAUAAUGAGAUCAAAGUGUCAUCCCCAGUUGUUAGAUCUCAAGCUCAUGUUGAAGCAAACGAACAUGGGAUUUGCAAUGGGAAGCAGACUGGAGGUGUAAACAUGUCCGAUGAAGUUGUUUCAUCAACUGAGCUUAAUGAUAAUGAGGUCGAAUUGUCAUCCCCGGUUGUUACAGCUCAUAGUGAAGCAAACGGACACAAAACGUGUAUGGAACAAAAUCGUGGAAGGAAUCAGUGUGAAUAUGGAGAUUUCAAGCUGGAUUGUUCUAAGAAUACAAAAUCUUCAGGUGAAAUUUCUUCCUCUGCUGACCUUACUUGUCAGGAAAUUGAAGAGUCAACUCCUGUGAUUGAGACAAAUGCACAAUUGGAUGAGAAUUCUAAGAGUCCUAUGUCUGUGGACCCGUCUCAGAAUAGAAAACUCACUGGUUUUGACCAUGUAAGCUCUGUGGACACAUCGGAAAAUAUUGCAAUAGCUGACUAUAGCUCUGAGUUCAGUGUCACACACAGAGACAUGCCUAAUUUUCCCACUACCAGCAAUUAUGUUUACGAGGGUAGUGUCUCUUCCUCUGAUGGAAGUGAUGAUCAAGUCCCUGAGCCAUAUCUACACCUGUUUAAAAGAAAAGAAAAGAAGGCAGAGUCUCCCCUUGCGAAAGCAAUGCACAAAAGGGAUGAGGUCAUGAACAAAAUUACAAGUUAUCCAGAAAUGGAACGUGAAGCUUGGAACUGCUCUUCGAUUCCAUCCGAAAAGAAGCAUUAUACCUUGAAAGGCAAAUGGCAUCAAGAUGAGUUGAUGGAACCCAUGAGACAUGGCCCACUGGUUAGGAGCAAAAUGGGAUUUGAGUCAGGUGGAUAUCCACCUAGGGUACCCUUCUACUCUAGGGGUUCUCAAGUUAGCUAUGAAAAAGGCGGUCCUUCAAAUUAUAGGCGGGAAGAACUUCAAUAUCGGACUAGUUUACAUUCGCCAAACAAGCCUGAGAAGAACCAUGAAGAGGAGAAAAUGGAACUGCUGAAAAGGGUUAUUGAAUUACAAGAUCAGCUCAACAGAACACGCAAUUCUCAAGGCGUAGGACCAGAGGUGGACAUGUGCCCCAGAAGUUGCCAUCAGGGGAGAAGAUGGCCCCACCAAAAUCGAACCUCACGAAUACCCUUUUCGGCUGAGGCCAAAAUGAGUAGAUACCAAGUUGAUAAGUCCUGCUUCCAUUGUUGCCCUCAUGAUCGGAUGUCCUCAGCUCCACUGCGUCCACAUCUUUUCUGUAACACAAGCCAAUAUAUAGCCCACCAGAGCCCCAGAUAUUCCAGUCUUUACUCCUCUACUCUCCCUAGCCCCCAAUACCAUACAAGUUCUGAAUUUUCCUUACGAAGUUAUGAUCCAAAUUCUGAUGAUCGUGAACUGAAGAAAUAUUAUAGGGAGAGAAACCACUUAAAGAGACAUGUUCGACCUGUGGCGGGUGGGGCCCCUUUCGUUAUCUGUUAUCGUUGCUCGGAGCUGCUCCAGCUGCCUUUAGAUUUCCUGAUGCCGAAAAAGAGAUUCCAUAAGCUUAUGUGCAGUGCUUGUUCAAAUACCUUGAAGUUUUCACUUGAAGACAGGACACGUUUAUUCCCUUAUGCAGAUGAUUAUACCCCGGAUGCUGUAGCCCCACCACCGAGUGAGGUUGAUGAUUAUGGACCCUCAUUGGGUAAGAGUUGUUCUACUGAAGGGGAGCCAUUCUCUGCUGGGCUUCCAUUUCAAGCCCUCAAAAGGGAUUCUUAUGGAAGAAAGUUAUCAUCUGGGAGUUCUUUCGAGCCUAUGGGAGAGAGAGCAAGGGGCCCUGUUUUCAAGGAGUUUGAAAACGAAAACAAGAAUCCAGUGGAAAUGCUUGCUGCAGCUGGGCCUUCAAAGAUGGACAGAGCAGGGAAAGCAUCAUCAGAAAUUGCAGAAUUGCGACCGUUAUCAACUUCACCACUUCAUAAGCUCAUGGGGUAUACUUCUCCAAGUCAAGUGAUGGAUAGGUGACAAUGCUAAUAUAUUUAGACGGAAAUGCUGGUUUAGAAAGAAAAUGGUCAUCGAAUUCCAUGGAUGUAUAUUUCUGGGAGAUGACGCGGGAUUGUCUGUUGGAUUAUUGGAAUGACAACCGCUUGGCCCAAAUUGAUGCCCAGAUGAGGUCAUGAUCAAACAAGGAUUCAAGAUGUGGAAAGUUAAGUUAUGAAGGGCAGACGAUCGAAGGGUGAAUUUCCGGACUGUUUUUCAGUGCCGGGUGGGCACGGGCCACGUGGUGCCGAGCACGAUCUCGGCCGUCUAAACGUAUUUUGGACGGCCCAGAUUUGUUUGGGUAAUUUUUUAGUGUAAAAUUACCAAAAUACCCCCUCAAGCCCAAACAGAUCUGGGCUAUUCAAAACACGUUUGGACGGCCGAGAUGCGUGCUCGGCACCAUGUGGCCAUGCCCACCCAGCACUGAAAAAUUUCUGUCUCCAGGCAAAAUAUGUAGGAUUUUGUAGCUUUCAGAGUGGAAUACGAGGAAAGCAUCAGUUGGAUUGUUGUAAACGUGGAGAUGUUUCAACCUGAAAUCGUCCCAUAUAAUUUGUUCAUUGAUGUGUCUAUAUAGUUGUAUCUUGUAUGUACGGAUCUUUAACUCUUUUUGGGUUUGAUAGAACUUUGCUUAUCAAUUCAUUUUCAACC
This is a messenger RNA of Rhododendron vialii, 3708 nucleotides long. RefSeq names its product protein ENHANCED DISEASE RESISTANCE 4-like. The record is from RefSeq and is a predicted model, not a curated record. Lineage: Eukaryota; Viridiplantae; Streptophyta; Magnoliopsida; Ericales; Ericaceae. Bases 238 to 3045 code for a protein of 935 amino acids. The transcript is spliced from 4 exons. Gene Ontology annotation, biological process: regulation of defense response to fungus.